AUGGCGGGCAAGGAAGCGACCGUGUACAUCGUGGACUGCGGUCUGACGAUGGGCGAGAGGAGUCAUGGCCGAAAAGAAACCAACCUCGAAUGGGCUCUGGAAUAUGUAUGGGACCGCAUCACCAGCACUGUCGCCACCGGACGUAAGACAGCCCUGGCCGGUGUGGUCGGCCUGCGAACAGACGGCACCUCCAACGCGAUGGAAGACUCCGAAGGCUACGAACACAUCAGCGUCUUGCAAGAACUGGGGCAAGUCUUGAUGCCGCACAUUCGCACUCUCGCUCAGAACCUUGUCGUAAGCUCGACAAACGCCGGGGAUGCCAUCAGUGCGCUUGCAAUUGCUGUUGGCAUGAUCGUGAAGCAAUGCAAGAAGUUACAGUACGCCCGGAAGAUCGUCCUCAUCACGGACGCCAGGGGAAAUAUCGAUGCCGAAGACCUGUCGCAGAUCGUCUCGAAGAUGAAUGCCGACAACAUGGAGCUGGUUGUUCUCGGCGUGGACUUUGAUGAUCCCGAAUACGGCUUCAAGGAGGAAGACAAGGACUCCACCAAAGCCGACAAUGAAGAGAUCCUCCGGGCUCUGUGCAACGACUGCGCCACGGCCACCUUCGGCACUCUCGCACAAGCGAUCGACGAGCUCGGAGUCCCUCGAGUGAGAAGUACGAAGCCAGUGCCUUCAUACAAGGGCUCCUUGACGCUUGGCAAUCCAGCGGAGUACGAAACGGCAUUGACGAUUGCGGUCGAGCGAUAUCCGAAGGUCAUGCAGGCAAAGCCCCCAACAGCAUCAAAGUUCGUGAUGCGGGGAGACAUGGCAGCAACACAGCCUACACAGGCAUCAUCCACGCUACCCAAUGGUGAAGCUGGUGCCAACGACGGCCUUGCUGGGGUGAAACAGGCCAGAACCUACCAGGUCGUGGACGAGAAUGCUGCAGGCGGCAAGAAGGAUGUCGAGUACGACGAACUGUCCAAAGGUUACGAAUACGGCCGGACAGCUGUUCACAUCAGCGAGAGCGACCAGAAUGUCACGAACUAUGAGACCACUGCUAGUUUUGACAUUGUCGGUUUCGUGGACAAGAACAAGUAUGAGAGGUACCUGGACAUUGAUCGAUCGAAUCUAAUUGUAGGCGCCAAGCACGAAGACAAAACGACAAUGGCCUUGUCCUCGCUCAUCCACUCACUGUACGAGCUGGAGUCGUACGCUGUUGCUCGGCUGGUUGCCAAAGACAACAAAGGCCCAAGACUGCAGCUUUUGGCACCUCACAUCGAGCCCGACUUUGAGUGCCUUUACGAUAUUGAGCUGCCAUUCGCAGAAGACGUCCGAUCGUACAGGUUUCCGCCUCUCGAUCGUGUAGUCACCGUCAGUGGCAAGACUCUAUCAGUGCACCGCAAUCUCCCAAGCGACGAGCUGCAGGACGCCAUGAGCUCGUUGGUCGACAGCAUGGACCUCUCUACAUUCGGCAAAGACGAUGAAGGCAACGAAGCAGAGUAUGCUCCAUUGGACGAGACCUACUCGCCCAUGCUCCACCGCAUCAACCAAGUGACGAAGCACCGUGCCGUGCACCAGAACGACGACCCGCCAGAGCCGUACGAGAUCCUUACCCGCUACGCCCACCCUCCAGCAGAGCUCGUGAAGCAAUCUCACAAGCAGCUCGACCGAGCCAUCAAGGCCGCCGACGUGAAGAAAGUCCCUCCCAAAGCCCGAGGGAAGCGCUUUGGCCGUAAAGGUCGGGAGGAGAAGCCGCUUUCAGAUCUCGACGUCGGUGCUCUGCUGGCGACAGAUCCGAAGCGCAAUACCAAACGCAUCGAUCCAAAGAACGCCAUUCCGGAGUUCAAGCAGUUCCUUUCCACAGGUGCUGAUGACCUUGCAGCUGUCCAGGACGCGGUGAAGCAGCUUAAGAACAUCAUCUUCGACUGGAUCAAGCAUUCUUUUGGCGACAGCGGAUACGGUAAGGCUGUCGAAGCGAUCCGAGUGAUGAGGGAAGAGAUGAACGACCUCGACCGCCCUGCCAUGUACAACGACGUGAUGCAAGAGCUGAAGCAGAAGCUGGCGAAGGAGGAGUUGGGUGGUGAUGGCAGGGAGAUGUGGUUCUUGAUCAGGAAGAACAGGCUCGGACUCAUCGCGCAGGCGGAGAGCAGUGAGUCGGAGAUUACGGAGGGCGAUGCCAACGAUUUCAUGAAUGGAAAGUUGCAUAGUUAG
Messenger RNA from Saxophila tyrrhenica, 2193 nucleotides. It is a transcript of the gene YKU80, whose product is annotated as ATP-dependent DNA helicase yku80. Lineage: Eukaryota; Fungi; Ascomycota; Dothideomycetes; Mycosphaerellales; Extremaceae. The record is from RefSeq and is a predicted model, not a curated record. Gene Ontology annotation, molecular function: telomeric repeat DNA binding; damaged DNA binding; double-stranded DNA binding. Bases 1 to 2193 code for a protein of 730 amino acids. Gene Ontology annotation, biological process: double-strand break repair via nonhomologous end joining; DNA recombination; telomere maintenance. The transcript has a single exon. Gene Ontology annotation, cellular component: Ku70:Ku80 complex; nucleus.